GCGCAGGGUCCUUAAAAGCCGCUGCAGCGCGGAGACGCCGAGUUUGCCCACCGCGCGCACGCAGCAACAUGCACGUGAACGGCAAAGUGGCGCUGGUGACCGGCGCGGCGCAGGGCAUCGGCCGAGCCUCUGCGGAGGCGCUGCUGCUCAAGGGCGCCAAGGUAGCGCUUGUCGACUGGAAUUUUGAAGCAGGUGUAAAGUGUAAAGCUGCCCUGGAUGAGCAGUUUGAACCUCAGAAGACUCUUUUCAUCCAGUGCGAUGUGGCGGACCAGGCACAACUUAGAGAUACAUUUAGGAAAGUUGUAGAUCACUUUGGAAGACUGGACAUUUUGGUCAAUAAUGCUGGAGUGAAUAAUGAGAAAAACUGGGAAAAAACGCUGCAGAUUAACUUGGUUUCUGUAAUCAGUGGAACGUACCUGGGUUUGGAUUACAUGAGUAAGCAAAAUGGAGGUGAAGGUGGCAUCAUCAUCAACAUGUCCUCUUUAGCAGGGCUCAUGCCUGUUGCACAACAGCCUGUUUAUUGUGCUUCAAAACACGGCAUAAUUGGGUUCACGCGCUCAGCGGCGAUGGCUGCUAAUCUCAUGAACAGUGGUGUGAGACUGAAUGCCAUUUGCCCAGGCUUUGUUAAUACACCCAUCCUCAAGUCCAUUGAAAAAGAAGAAAACAUGGGACAAUACAUAGAGUACACGGACCAUAUCAAGGAUAUGAUGAAAUACUAUGGAGUUUUGGACCCAUCAAUGAUCGCCAAUGGAUUAAUAACACUCAUUGAAGAUGAUGCUUUAAAUGGCGCUAUUAUGAAGAUCACAACUUCUAAAGGAAUUCAUUUUCAGGAUUAUGAUACAACCCCAUUUCACACAAAAACUCAAUGAACAGCCUCUGUGUCAGCCUUAAUGAAAAUAAGAACAAAUGACAUAUUCAGACCAUGUCUUCAUUUGAAUGUAGCUUUUUAAAAUGAAAUGUUAUCAUUUGAAGCUUCCCUUCAUGCAUUUGAUGUUAAUUUUUUUUUCUGAACGAUUAAUUAAGUAUAUAGAUUUAAAAAACUUAGAAACUAUCAAAAAUAUGACCUGGACCAAAGCUAGGUUUUGAUCUUUAUAGUCUGCACAAUAAUUAAAACAAAGGAUAUUCCAGGAAUAUUCUGCCUUUCAGAAAAUAUAUGUAAAUUUGUGAUUCACAAAUGUUAAUGUUUUUCAGAGCAUCAUAUUAAAGGAGAUACUUGAAUUGUUAUUUAACUCAACCAGGUGUAAAAAAACUCAUUUUGUUUCUAUGUUCUCACUUUAAAAGAAAGAAGCUACCUACAAUGGCAAAUAUUUCAUAACAAUAACUUAAAUACCAUCUUUCAGCUGAAUAUUUCAGCCCUUGAAAGAUGUAGCAUCUUUGGGGGGCCAGUAGGUAAAGAAUAAAUUACAGUGUGAAUAUAUCCCAAAUGAAAAACCUAAUGUAUGGAAAAGUGACAGAAAUUAACUGGCUGAGAUGUUGAUCCACAGCUCAGCCUCCCAUCUGGUGAAAACAUUUCUUUCUUCUUUGCUAACUUUAAGAAUUUUAACUCGAAAAAUCUCAGGAAUGAAGCUUCUAAUAGUUACAGCAAAAAGGGUAGUUAGUGCUCCUAAAAUAUCAUAUUAGGACAUGCAUGUUAAGAAAUAAAUACAAAUGUAAUUUUUUUCAGGUUAUUUUUUGUUGAUUUGUGCCAAUUUCAAAAGUGCCUACUUUUCUAUAAUUUUUUUUUUCUAAUCUCCAGGAGUUAUUUAGUGUUCUAUGUAUAGCUGUUGAGGAGAAGAAAGCAGUUUUGUAGAAACAUACUGUAGAUAUUUCUUUGUGCUCAAACCCAUAAUAAAAAGUGGUAAAAAUA
Molecule: messenger RNA, 1846 nt
Organism: Phacochoerus africanus (Common warthog)
Lineage: Eukaryota; Metazoa; Chordata; Mammalia; Artiodactyla; Suidae
Gene: HPGD
Product: 15-hydroxyprostaglandin dehydrogenase
Exons: 7
Coding region: 69-869 (266 amino acids)
Cellular component (GO): cytoplasm
Molecular function (GO): oxidoreductase activity, acting on the CH-OH group of donors, NAD or NADP as acceptor
Source: RefSeq, a predicted model, not a curated record